CUCGUGUGUUUGCAUCCCUAACAGUACAGUCAGCCAGACUUUCUGUAAACAUUGGUCAGAGGAUGAUUUAUAAAUUAGCUUUUUCUAUCGCCUUGUGUGUUUGUUUAUGUUUUGAUCUCUGCACUUCUGAGAGCUACGUUUUGGAUGAUACAAUCGGAUUAGGGAGAGAGUUUGACGGUAUUGGAGGUUUGAGUGGUGGAGGGGCAACAUCUCGCCUGCUUGUCAAUUAUGCAGAACCCUACCGCAGCCAGAUAAUGGACUACCUCUUCAAGCCAAACUUUGGGGCUUCUCUACACAUCCUGAAAGUAGAGAUUGGAGGUGACGCCCAGACCACAGAUGGAACGGAACCCUCACACAUGCACUAUGAGAACGAUGAGAACUACUUCAGGGGGUAUGAGUGGUGGCUGAUGAGAGAAGCCAAGAAGAGGAAUCCCAACAUCACUCUCAUAGGUUUGCCGUGGGCCUUCCCAGGUUGGGUUGGGCAUGGGAAGAACUGGCCAUACGACUUUCCUAAUAUAACUGCAUCCUACGUGGUGUCCUGGAUCUUAGGAGCCAAGCAGUACCAUGACCUGGAUAUUGAUUAUGUUGGGAUUUGGAAUGAAAAGAACUUUGACAGCAAGUACAUCAAGGUGCUCCGAGACACAUUGGAUGAAGUUGGCUUAGCCGAUGUGGGCAUCAUCGCAGCUGACGGCAACUGGGAAGUGUCCAAUGCCAUGGGUGUAGACCCGUACCUCAACGAUGCUGUUGAGGUGUUAGGGGCCCACUACCCAGGCACCACCACAGUGAUGGAGGCCCUGAAGACGCAGAAGAAGUUGUGGUCGUCUGAAGACUACAGCACUUUUAACGACGAGGUGGGAGGAGGCUGCUGGGCCCGCAUCCUCAACCAGAACUAUGUCAACGGACUCAUGACUGCCACCAUAUCCUGGAACCUGGUAGCCAGUUACUAUGAGGACCUUCCCUUUGGGAGAGACGGCUUGAUGACAGCAGAGGAGCCCUGGACUGGGAACUAUGUGGUGGAAUCACCCAUCUGGAUAACUGCCCACACCACCCAGUUUAGCCAGCCUGGAUGGACCUACCUGCAGACCGUUGGGCAUCUGGCACAUGGGGGAAGUUAUGUCGCACUGACCGACAGCAAAGGAAACCUCACCGUCGUCAUAGAAACCAUGACUCAUGAUCAUUCUGUGUGCAUAAGACCUCCUCUCCUGCCCUUCAAUGUCACACCCCAGAAUGUAACAUUCCAACUCAAGGGAUCUUUUGCCUCGAUCAGGGAACUACAGGUAUGGCAGUCGAGGUUUGACUUCAAGACUAAAAAGCCGUUGUUCUUCAAGAAACUGAGCCCCUUAAAGAUUUCUGAUGGUUCGUUCACCUUGAGCCUGGAUGUUGAUGAGGUUUACACUUUAACUACCAUAACCACUGGGCAGAAAGGGACUUACCCUGAUCCUCCCCCCUCUGGCCCAUUCCCCAAAGUCUACAGGGAUGACUUUAAUGUUGCAAACGCUUCCUUCUCUGAGGCCCCAGACUUUGCUGACCAGACGGGGGUGUUUGAGUAUUACAUCAACCUGACGGACCCUGGUCCUCAUGUCUUCACCCUGCGCCAGGUGGUCACACAGAUGCCUGUUACCUGGGCAGCAGAUGCCGACCAGACCAUCAGCGUCAUCGGAGACUAUAAAUGGCAGAACCUGACAGUGAGCUGUGAUGUCUUCAUGGAGACAGUGAAGACUGGAGGAGUGUUCAUCGCAGCCAGAGUGGACAAAGGAGGCGGGUCUGUCCGCAGCGCCAAGGGAGUCUUCUUCUGGGUGUUCGCAGAUGGCUCCUACAAAGUCACUAAUGACCUUGUUGGAAAGACUGUGCUUGCGGAGGGUCAUUCUGGAACGAGAGCAUACGGCUGGCACACGCUAUCCCUCACAGUCGAGGGGGAAUGUGCCACAGGAAUGCUGAAUGGAUAUCCACUAUGGAAGAAUGCUGUGGUAUUGGGACCAAAGAAUGGCUGGGCUGCCAUAGGAACACACUCAUUUGAACUGGCACAGUUUGACAACUUUGCUGUGGAGGCAAAAUGAUCAUUUGUCUGUGUGUGUUGGUGGUGAAUAUGUCUUGGUCAUGAAUUAAUUGAUUGACACCAUUAUGCCUCUAUGAGCCCUUCAAUGUGAUUGUGUGUCAAAUGAGAAAAGGCUAGCUUUUUUAUUUCCACAAAUGUUUUUAAAAGGGAAUAGCUCAUUUGAAUGCACAGAUAUUCGAUUAACAACGUUUGCCACAAAUUUUGUGUGUGUAAGCCUUGCUAGCUUUAAAGAUUGAGAAAUACUUUGUAUUUGCCAACAAAUAUGGGGAAAUCAACCGUUUGGAUCUGAGAAUUACUGUGAUAAAAUAUUACUUUUCUAUGAAGCCUUUUCUAUACACUGAGAAAAUAAUCGUUGCCUAGUGACUAAAUACUGAAAGUAAUAGUACAUUUAUGUUUUACAAAUGUUUACAAUAAAGAGAAGGCCUAUUUUAAAA
Molecule: messenger RNA, 2490 nt
Organism: Coregonus clupeaformis (lake whitefish)
Lineage: Eukaryota; Metazoa; Chordata; Actinopteri; Salmoniformes; Salmonidae
Product: galactocerebrosidase-like
Exons: 17
Coding region: 63-2057 (664 amino acids)
Biological process (GO): galactosylceramide catabolic process
Cellular component (GO): lysosome
Molecular function (GO): galactosylceramidase activity
Source: RefSeq, a predicted model, not a curated record